This is a messenger RNA of Penicillium paradoxum, 2343 nucleotides long. RefSeq lists its product as uncharacterized. The transcript has 7 exons. The record is from RefSeq and is a predicted model, not a curated record. Bases 1 to 2343 code for a protein of 780 amino acids. Gene Ontology annotation, biological process: regulation of DNA-templated transcription; DNA-templated transcription. Gene Ontology annotation, molecular function: zinc ion binding; DNA binding; DNA-binding transcription factor activity, RNA polymerase II-specific. NCBI's taxonomy places the organism in Eukaryota, Fungi, Ascomycota, Eurotiomycetes, Eurotiales, Aspergillaceae.
AUGGACACCGAGGAAUCCGACCGUGAGGGGCGCGAAGCGCCAAGUCCGCUGGUUAGACGUGCGGUACGUGAUCCACAAGCCGACAAAUUGCGUGCGACCAAUGUCGACUCCGAAAGGUAUGCAGCCCCAAACAUUGCAGUGACCCGACACGAUCUCAUGCUGCCACAGGUGCGAUGCGAUAAGCGCACGCCAUGUGCAAACUGUCGAAGCUCAAAUAUUGCAUGCCGAUCUACUGGCGAAGGCCAGAGACCACCAGAGCCCCGUAGACGAGUCUUGAUCUCAAAUCAGUAUGAGAAGAAGAUUGAUUUGAUUGAAGAACGCCUAGCAAGCAUUGAGAAUACUUUGCGAGAACUAGCCAAAAACACAUCGGAGCUGCGAGCUUUGACGGUGACUAAACCGCAGGAGUUCCACUUCGCUCCUUCAUCCCAGAAGUCAACCCCGUCGCAGUCUACAUCUGUUGCAGGCAACCCUUCAAAGCCCAGAGGUUCUCUAUACACUGCAAAUCCCACCAUUGAGCAGCACGAUUCCAGCUCUGGGUUUGAGGGUAGCUCUUCCCUGACCGCUCAUGGAGCCUAUGCGAGCGCUCUUCUCGAAUCGGCUGUUUCCCAAAGCUCGCUACAAGUCUCAUCGAGCCCAAAGAUCAAUGCAGCUCUUUCAUUGCUGAAACAGCUUGUCGGAAUUCAGAACCAGCGGCGAGAGGCAGACUCACAGGGGAACCAAUUCCUGACUAAGAAUGCAAGAUUGGGGUUGAGGCGUGAUUUACAUGGUUUGGAGAUGCCACCCUUGCCAUUGGUUCUGGGCGUAUUGAGAAAAUGUCAAGAAACACCUCCCGCAUGCUUUGGUGGCUACGUUCCAUUCCUCAGCGUGGACUAUUUCACCGAAAAGUGCCGUGAAGUAUACUUCUGCGUCGACGAAUACUCCGAUGCAGCCUUUGUUGUGACUAAUUUUUGUUUGUAUAUGAUUCUCUUUGAAACGGGCGCCACCGAGAAUGAAGCUACUAAGCGAGAAGAAUAUCAGCACUACAUUGAGAUGUGCCGGAAUAACCUUGAGACCGCGCUUGCCAAUUUGAACAUCCUGAUGCCAGCAACCGAAGAAUCGGUCACAGCGCUAGCUGUAGGGGCUAUGCACGCACUCGAGAUUUCCAAACCAUCUGUUGCCUGGGCUCUAGCAUCAACAGCCAUGAGUUUAUGCCAGACCCUUGGAUAUCAUCGUUUUACCUCCAUGGAGCAUGACCCAGUACCAGUGCAACACCAAAAGCAGCUUCUAUUUUGGUCCGUAUACACAGUCUUGAAUAUGAUGUCUCUGCGGUUGGGACGCGCAUCUUCGAUCCAGAACUACGACAUCAGUCUACCCGUGCUCAAUGACAACUGCGGCGUUCCCGAGCCAUGGGGACCUGCUUGCAUGUUAUGGGCUAAAUCCGCAAUUGUCCAGGGUGAGGUAUACCAAUAUCUGUACAGCCCCGAGGCACUGCAAAAGCCAGAAAGCGAACGAGUCACACAGGCGUACAGACUAGCUGCGAAGAUGCAGUCGAAGGUCAUGGAACCGUUCGAGAAAUUCAUGUCUGAGGUCAAGAUGUCCGAACUAGACUUCAUGUACCUCUCGACCGACAAGGUCAGUCGACUCUCUGUCAUGACCUUGAUCUACCGGGCAGUUCCUGCAUCGACUGGCUCGGGCGCUGUUAGCUUCAUACCUGAAUGCAUUGAGACAGCCCGAGAAGCCCUAGAAGUCCACCGACAGUGCAUUGCCGCUCUGAAUGAGACUGACGACUUCUUGAAAAUCUCCUACAUGCACUGGGCCAUUCUCAUAUCCCCAUUCGUGCCGUUCAUCGUGAUGUUCUGCAACGUAAUCACAACAUCCAACCGCGAGGAUCUAGCCCGACUGGAAGACUUCGUUGCCUCGCUCCGCCCACUUAAAAGCUUUUCCCAAUCUAUUGACCGAUUGCAUACUCUCUGCUCAGUCCUCGGCACCGUCGCUCGCCUCUACUUCGAAGCCAAUACCCAAACAGCCGAAGGCCAAGACCAGGAUCUCAACGUUGGUCCGGAAUUUGAUGUUUAUCUGAGUGCUCUUGGACUUGCGCCUUCAAAUCCCGUGUAUCCCACGAGCGGUGUAAAUAUCCAGGUGGGAAAUCCGCAGGGGUAUUUCCAGGAUAUGCCUGCUAUGAAUUUUGAUUUAGCGCCAGUGCCGCAGCAGGCGAAUGAGUUCUCGACGCCAGUUGAUUCGUCUCAGGCACAGGGUCAAGAUUCCGGGGCGGCAGCGCAAUUGGGAAAUUGGUUCUGGGGGAAUCAGUAUAUGAUGGGACUUUUGGAGGAGGAUUUGUCGCAGUUCCAUCCUGGGUGGUCGUGA